AUGAGUCGAUUAAUGCGGGCCAUGUGGACACGUCUGAAGACGCUGUACCGUUGCCGCAGAAGGUUGGUCGUAAAUAAUCUGGCGGGAAUGUACCAACGCAAUGGAAACAAGCGGAUAGGCUGCACCUUUUCAGGAAGCGGCAAAAAGACCCGACCCAAUGCACAGGGACGAGGAUACGCGCGCAAAAACCAUACCAAUGCAGAAUUGCGGCGUGAAGUGAGCUGA
This is a messenger RNA of Plasmopara halstedii, 225 nucleotides long. RefSeq lists its product as uncharacterized. The record is from RefSeq and is a predicted model, not a curated record. NCBI's taxonomy places the organism in Eukaryota, Oomycota, Peronosporomycetes, Peronosporales, Peronosporaceae. Bases 1 to 225 code for a protein of 74 amino acids. The transcript has 2 exons.